CCGACAGCAAAGCAGCUACUCUAUCCAGCCUUUCACAAGCAAACCCUCCAUCCAAAAAAAAAAAAAAAAUCCAAAAUGCAGUUCUCCAUCAUCUCCAUCAUCACCCUCCUGGCCACCGUCGCCGCUGCGGCCCCCGUGGUCGAAGACGUUCAGGCCAUCCGAACCGUCGACGCCAGGGACACGACCACCUCUGCUGACGGCCUGGUGGCGCGACAAAACGCCAACGACCUGGCCGCCCUCGACAUCUUUGCGUCCAGCGGCUGCUCCAACUACCAGACCACCGUCUGGACCUUUGUGCCCGGCGGCGGCAGCGGGCCGGGCAACGGGAGGUGUUUCGCGCUGGGACAGAACGGUAGCGUCAAGACUACUUAUUUGAAGGGCAGCUGCACCUUGACCGUCUACACCGACAGCAACUGCAGCAACGGUGCGACUGCCGCACGUGUGGGCACCUGCCUCAGUCGCAGCUGGAAGAGCUUCUCGGUCGACAACUGCGUGUAAGCGGUUUCUUCGAUACUUGUUCCAAAGGAAGAGAUGGGGAAACCAGCAAAACAAGGGGGGUUUGGGAACCAGUGUCAAAAGGCCAUUCAUUAUAAGAUUGGCAACAUGGAAUCUUCCCAGGAGGUGUGUUGAAUUGUUGUUGUCUUUUUUUUUUCUUUCUGUUUUUCAUAUCUAUUUAUUAAUUUCCUUUUUGUCAUGAAAUUCUUGGAAAAACGCGCGCAAGCGUACAAUUUGAUUCUCGAC
This is a messenger RNA of Pyricularia grisea, 741 nucleotides long. RefSeq lists its product as uncharacterized. The coding region runs from base 76 to 498 and encodes 140 amino acids. The transcript is spliced from 2 exons. The record is from RefSeq and is a predicted model, not a curated record. NCBI's taxonomy places the organism in Eukaryota, Fungi, Ascomycota, Sordariomycetes, Magnaporthales, Pyriculariaceae.